Gymnodraco acuticeps is the source of this 975-nucleotide messenger RNA. Its product is annotated as odorant receptor 131-2-like. Gene Ontology annotation, cellular component: membrane. Bases 1 to 975 code for a protein of 324 amino acids. Gene Ontology annotation, molecular function: G protein-coupled receptor activity. The record is from RefSeq and is a predicted model, not a curated record. The transcript has 2 exons. Gene Ontology annotation, biological process: G protein-coupled receptor signaling pathway. NCBI's taxonomy places the organism in Eukaryota, Metazoa, Chordata, Actinopteri, Perciformes, Bathydraconidae.
AUGUUGUCUUGGCUGCAGCCUAAGGCCAACAUCACUGCUAGUGUGCCGCAACGAGAAGCUUAUGAGAUAAUAUUGUUUGCCUUGUUAAUUCUUGGGUCAACCUGCUCUUUUCUUUACAUAAAUUGUGUUUUGCUGUACACCCUCAGGAGUAAGCCAGUGUUUUGUGAGACAUCCCGAUAUAUUCUGCUGUAUAACCUACUUAUUGCAGACACUGUUCACCUGAUAUCAAGUCUUCUGCUGUUCUUGCUAUCUUCUUUUAAGAUAAAAAGUACCUAUUAUGCCUGUGGUUUCCUAGUUCUGGUCUCUGUUUUCACGCAAUCAAUCUCCCCUCUCACCCUGGCUGUGAUGUCUAUCGAGAGAUACGUGGCUAACACAACAGCUGUAUGCCAUCCUCUGAGGCAUGCUUCUAUUUUCACCGUGAGAAGUACAGGCAUAGCCAUUGCUGUGGUGUGGGCCUCUGCUGUAAUCCACAUCCUCAUUCGAGUUUUUAUGCUGGUAUAUGUCUUUACAAAAAUCUCCCUGAAUCUGCACAUGAAUGAAUUAUGCAGUAAAGAAACGUUUUUUUUUGCACCAAUCUUUAAUGAUUUUGAGGAGGCACAUGCAAGCACUCUCUUUCUGUCGGUGGGUUUAGCAAUCAUUGGCUCCUACAUUGGUGUUGCUCACACAGCUAGGUCAGCCUCAACAGAUAAAGUGUCGGCCAGAAAGGCUCUUCAAACUCUUCUGCUUCACCUGAUUCAGCUAAGCCUCAUCCUCACUGCCUCCAUGUUCUCCACCAUCAUUAUAGCCAUAGCUAGAACUGAGGAUAGAUCAACCCUUUUUCGGAUUUACAAUGUAUGCUAUGUUUUUUUGAGUAUCCUUCCCAGGUGUCUGAGUGCUCUCAUUUAUGGACUCAGGGAUCAAACCAUCAGACCAGUCCUCGUGAAAAAUCUGUGCUGUCCGUGGAAAGGCUCAAUUUGUCUUAACAAGAGCAAGUGA